GAUGCACCUAUUGCCAAGAUGGCCUUCUCCAACUGGGUGGCUGCAAAUGCACCCAAAGUGACUGGUACAUGGAAUCUGCACAAGAGAUUCAAAGAAGAAAAAUCCCUGGACUUCUUUGUCCUGGCUAGCUCCAUGGUGACCAUUGUCGAACGGCCGGGCCAAGGCAACUACAGUGCUGCGAACACAUUCCUCGAGGCAUUCAGCCAAUAUCGACAGGCACUCUCUCUGCCCGCGUCGGUCCAAGAUUGGCAAUUUCGUUAUAGGCAAGGAGUUCGACAUGUUGGAGAUCCACACCAUUGA
This is a messenger RNA of Rasamsonia emersonii CBS 393.64, 300 nucleotides long. Its product is annotated as Fatty acid synthase. Gene Ontology annotation, biological process: fatty acid biosynthetic process; secondary metabolite biosynthetic process. The annotation marks the transcript as partial. The record is from RefSeq and is a predicted model, not a curated record. The transcript has a single exon. NCBI's taxonomy places the organism in Eukaryota, Fungi, Ascomycota, Eurotiomycetes, Eurotiales, Trichocomaceae. Gene Ontology annotation, molecular function: fatty acid synthase activity.